Molecule: messenger RNA, 1330 nt
Organism: Theobroma cacao (cacao)
Lineage: Eukaryota; Viridiplantae; Streptophyta; Magnoliopsida; Malvales; Malvaceae
Product: protein OSB1, mitochondrial-like
Biological process (GO): positive regulation of helicase activity; mitochondrial DNA replication
Cellular component (GO): mitochondrial nucleoid
Molecular function (GO): single-stranded DNA binding
Source: RefSeq, a predicted model, not a curated record
GACAACUCCAUCAUUAAACUUAAAUCCUUUCCCAGAAUCCAAGAUACCGAGGCCGGCAAAGAUACGAAAGCGUUUCUCUUGCUGCAGUUUUACUUUCAGCAUCUACUUCGCAGCUUGGCGCCAACCCUUCACGAAAGCUAAAGAGAAAGAGCCGCGAUGGCGUUUGGGCAAACGCUAAUGUCAAGCAGAAACCUCUUAUUCACCGUCCCAAGAAACCCUCACACAAACAGCAUCUCCCUAUCUCCGACUCCCCAAUACUCGUCUUUUUCCCUCACUAAACGACCGCGGUCCUUUCGAACGCUGAAAUGCUCUGUCGAUUACAGAGACCAAAACUACAACCUUCAAGUAACGUACCCAAAACCCCCAGAAAUCCCGUGGAGCAAGGACCUUUGUAAUACGGUGCACCUCAUCGGCAAUGUCGGCGCCGCCGUCGACAUGAAGCACUUAACAUCCGGCAAAGUCCUGGCGUGGACUCGACUAGCCGUCAAGAAAUCCUCUACCGACACCACAUGGAUUAAUUUGACAUUUUGGGAUGAGUUGGCGAAUACUGCGUAUCAGCAUGUAGAGAAAGGGCAACAAAUAUAUGUUUGUGGUCGGUUGGUUUCGGAUACGGUUGAAAGCGACGAUGGCAAACAACAGACUUAUUACAAGAUAGUUGUCCAACAAUUAAAUUUUGUGGAAAGGAACUCCUCCUCUGUGGCAUCAUAUGAUCGUGGCUCUAGUGUGGUGCCUAAUAGGAAAUUUGGCGGUAAUGUUGUGAAUAAUAUGGGCUCUGUUGAGGAACUAUGGCAAGCGUUCUUCGCCAAUCCUACAGAAUGGUGGGAUAAUAGGAAGAACAAGAGGAGCCCAAAAUAUCCAGAUUUUAAGCACAAGGAUACUGGAGAAGCUCUAUGGAUUGAAGGUAGGAAUAAUCCACACUGGGUGAAGUCCCAAUUGGAGAUACUAGACUCCAGAAUGAGUUCUUUCGAAGAUGAGGAUGAAAGGAUGCAUGCUUCAAUCACUGGUGAUAAUCUCACGCCUUUCUAAUGGCUUAUUCUACUGUGUUUGUGACGUUGCUAUAAGUUGAGUACCCUUGGCAUGGUGCUCGCAUAUUGCAUGAGGAAAUUUUGUAAGCCCUGAUACCCUUCAGAUGUAUGGUCUGUUCCGUAAAUUUUGCAUCGUCUGCAAGUUCUAGUUUCAUAUGCUUUUGUUUGACCUUUUGAAUUUCUGGAAUAUGAUUAAUUAUGUUUGUCAGUGUAAUAGAUUUGUCUUUUGGUGGCCUUCCUCUGUAAUUACCAUGAAGAAAUUGAUGAUUCACUAAUUAAUUCAAUUGCUUAAACCUGGUUCUUUA